UGUGACUCAUUCCUACCGAAAGGGGGCGCUGUUACACCGGUAGACCGCACUAAACCCGACCGUCGGUUCAGGGCAUUAUCGAGAGUGUGUGGAGUGUGUAUGUGUGUGUAUGCAUGCAGUGAAAAUUACCCCGGAGACGGACAAGAACUGUUUUUUUGACCGUACCAAUGUGUGUGGCCUGUAAAUCUAUACUAUUGUAUUCUGCGGAAUCAUCGGACGGACGAAAAAGUAGAUCCAAAAUGAGGGAAUAAUCGGAGGAUACGCGGGGUGAAGCUCGACUGCAGCUACCGUUUCGUUGAACUGCAAGUGGGAUCCCAGCUGCUGGCUACGAAAAUGUCGAGAAAAAUUGAAAGCAAGCACGACUCUCAACGAUCCCAUCUGUCCACCAUCACCAUGAUACUGAAGGACAAGUUCCACUCUCCCAAGAUCAAAAGGACUCCUUCCAAGAAGGGAAAGCAGGCGCAGCCCGAGCCAGCGGCCAAGAGUGCUGAAAAACCUGCUAACAAGAAAGUUAGCCGGCUAGAAGAGCACGAGAAGGAGGUGGUCAGUGCACUGCGCUACUUCAAGGCAAUUGUGGACAAAAUGAUGGUGGAGAAGAAGGUACUGGAGAUGCUCCCAGGCUCAGCCAGCAAAGUGCUGGAAGCAAUUCUACCUCUGGUUCAGGUAGAGGCAUGGAUACAGCACAGCACGGCGCUGACUUCCUGCCACAGUCGCGUCUACCAGAGUUUGGGCAACCUCAUCCGUUGGGCUGACCAGGUCAUGCUGGAUGGUAUCGACUUGGAGGACAAGGAGAAUGUGGCAGCUGUGACUGGUGUCAUCAAGGCAGUGCUGGAUGGAGUGAAGGAGCUGGUGAAGCUGACCAUAGAGAAACAGGAGCAGCCAUCGCCCACCACCCCUAACAAACCGGCACCACCUGUCGCUCCAGCGGAGAGUGUGUCAUCGGAGACGCAUCUAAUAGAUCGGGAGCAGGAAGUGUCAAAGAAGGCCGCCCCAGCUGCUUCUCCUGCAGAGUCUGCCCCUGAACUAGCAGAUGAGGACGUGGCCCCUCCCAAACCCCCGCUUCCAGAGGCCAAAAUGGCUGAGCUUAGAGCGCAGUUGAGUGCUGACGCUGGCCAAAGGAGACCCUCUCAGAAGGAGAACCCGCCCCCAGCUCUUCCUCCCAAGAAGCGCCAGUCGGCCCCUUCGCCCACACCCGUGGCAGUGGUCGCUCCAAUGACCCGCGGCUCCAGCUUGCCGUGUAACGACCACAGACCGGGGUACGAGCAGGAGUUCCACCAGAGGCGUUUCUCCGGGGGGAGCCAUUCCUACGGUGGGGACUCUCCCCGUCUGUCUCCGUGCAGCAGUAUGGGAAAACUCAGCAAGUCUGACGAACAGCUGUCCUCCAUGGAGCAUGACAGUGGGCAGUGCUCUCGAAACACCAGCUGUGAGACACUAGAUAACACGGAGAGCUAUGACCCGGAUUAUGACUUUCUUCACCAGGACUUGUCUGCCGGGGAUAAUCUCCCUCCAAUCCCAGUAGGGGGCUGCCUCAGCCCCCUGCCCGAGUCUCACAGCGAAUCCUCGUCCCCUGUUCCCGGACAGCAUCCUCCCCAUCCCCGCUUUAGCGCUCCUCCACCCCAGCAGUCUGAAUAUUGGACCCCCCAGCCAAAUCACACUAAUCCCCUCCAGUCUUCGCGGAUCAGCGCUCCCCCCGCCCUGCCCUUGAAGAAGCGCCGCAGCACCCAAACGUCGUCCUUCUCCUCCGACGGGGGGACCAGGGUGCUAUACGAGCGCUAUCCGUCUCAGUACGACAACCUGUCGGAGGAAGAGCUCCACCCCACUCCCCCGUUCCCCCUUUUCACCCCCAUCUCGCCCAUGCCCCAGACAAACGGGGGCGUGUUCGUUUCCCAGUACGUUGCCAGCGAAAAUGCAGACGUUCCCGCCAGCCCACCGCCGCUGCCGGAGAAGAAAAGCAAGCACAUUCUUCAGUACAUGCAGUUUGUGGAGGACUACUCGGAGCCGCAGCCUUCGGUUUUCUACCAGAUGCCUCAGAGUGAAAGCAUAUACGAGCAGCGCAACAAGCGUUUCCAGGAGGUCUGUGGCUUCAAUGACUCUUUCAGCAGCACCGACUCGGUUCACGAGUCUGUGCUGCCCCCAGCCCUGCCACCGAAACAAAGACAACUGGCCUCCCACUCCUCCUCUCCUUCUUCCUCCUCCUCCUCUUCGCUCUCCUGCCACCUCCAGCCGUCUGUGGCGGCCAUGGAGGAGGCAGGCUCUGGGCUGGGCCUCAGCAUGUCCGUCUCUAACUCCUACCUGAACGGCCAGGCGUCUUUGGCCACACCCACGAGCUUGGACCAGGUUGCCUUGACCAAUGCCACCGUUCUGGAUGGCAGCGGGGGCGGGCCCAGCGGUUCCCUGGCUGGCUCAGUGGGCUCUGUGGCUGUCUGUCUUCCCUCUGAGUCUUCUCUCACUGACUCUCUCCACACCUCAGCGAGCGAGAGCGCGAAUGACGAGGGCGGGGAGGGGGAGUAUGUCAACUUGUACUCGUCAAGCCAGGCCAAUGGGGAGCUGCCUCUCUCCCUCAGAGAAACGAUUGCAGCUGAUGAUGCUCUUCAAGACCCCACCCCUCAGAUGGCAUCCAGCAACAGCAAAGAGGCUCUGGACAAAGAAAGGAGGCAAAAGACUUCAGAGUUGGCUGGAAGCGACGAGGAAGACGUGGAUGAGCUCUCCCUCAUAGAUCACAAGGAGAUCAUGAGCAGGAUAACACUAAAACAAGAAAAUGACGACGGCCCUGACGUCCGCGCCGGAUCGGGAGACAUCCUGCUGGUCCACGCUACAGAAACGGACCGUAAAGAUCUGGUUUUGUACUGCGAGGCCUUUCUCACUACGUAUAGGACUUUUAUAACCCCAGAAGACCUUAUUAAGAAGCUACACUACAGAUAUACAACAUUUUGCCACAGUCCAGACACCUUCAAGAAGCGCGUCAGCAAGAACACCUUCUUUGUCCUGGUUCGAGUGGUGGACGAGCUGUGCUUGGUGGAGCUGACGGAGGACAUCUUGAAGCAGCUCAUGGACCUGGUGUUCACGCUGGUGUGUAAUGGCGAGCUCAGCCUCGCCCGCGUGCUUCGCAAGAACAUCCUGGAUAAGGUGGAGCAAAGGAAGCUGCUACGCUACACUAACUCUCUUAAGCCCCUGGCUGCCAGAGGAGUCUCUGCAAGGCCGGGAACUCUUCAUGACUUCCGCAGUCACGAAAUCGCUGAUCAACUCACUCUUCUUGAUGCUGAACUUUUCUACAAAAUUGAGAUUCCGGAGGUUCUGCUUUGGGCAAAAGAGCAAAAUGAGGAGAAGAGUCCCAACCUGACUCAGUUCACAGAGCACUUUAACAACAUGAGUUAUUGGGUCCGAUCUCUGAUAAUUCAGCAGGAGAAAGCCCAAGACAGAGAGAAGCUGCUCCUCAAGUUCAUAAAGAUUAUGAAGCACUUAAGAAAGUUGAAUAACUUCAACUCCUACUUGGCAAUACUGUCCGCUCUGGACUCGGCCCCCAUCAGGAGGCUGGAGUGGCAGAAACAGACCUCAGAGGGUUUGGAGGAGUACUGCACUCUGAUCGACAGCUCCUCCUCCUUCAGGGCGUACAGGGCUGCUCUGGCCGAGGUGGAGCCGCCGUGCAUCCCGUACUUAGGUCUCAUUCUUCAAGACCUGACAUUUGUACACCUGGGGAACCCCGACCUGAUCGAUGGGAAGGUCAACUUCUCCAAACGUUGGCAGCAGUUCAACAUUCUGGACAGCAUGAGGCGCUUCCAGCAAGUGCAUUAUGAGUUAAAGCGCAACGAAGACAUCAUCUCUUUCUUCAACGACUUCAGCGACCACCUGGCUGAGGAGGCUCUGUGGGAACUGUCAUUAAAGAUAAAGCCCAGGAACAUUACCAGGCGCAGGACGGAGCGCGAGGAGAAGAACUUGGGCCUGUGAGCCCCGCCCCCUUUCCCCAACACCGACCUCCAACUGUGCUCCAUAACACUAAUUCCACUUUUUUUUUUUUCCACGGACCGUGAACGAAAGCUAACGGAGACUUCAGAACAAACUGAAGCGUCGAUAAAGGUUUACAAAGAGCUCCGUCACUUCUGGGAGGUUCUAUUUGGGAUAAGUGCAGCUCUGGGAGGUAGAUCGGGAGAUUCACCAACGACAGGAAUCGCAUCGAGCAGACGGGGGGAGACGCUACAGAAAUGACCAAAGUCUGCUCCCUGCACUCUGUUUUAGAGAGGACCUACUCAAUUGAGCAAAAUUGUUCAUGAUUUGUCCAAAUCCCUCCCUCCUCUUCCUCAUGUAUGUGCCAUUCGCCGGUCAUCUUCUCCUGAUUUCCUCUAAAGGGAAGCCGAACUCUGACGAGAGGAUGACCAUUAUAGACUGGAAGCGAUGACUUUGUUUUGAAACAUUUUGUGUAAGAAUCAUGUAUGGUUAUGACAUGUAUUAUAUACAGUGCUCCUUUUGUUCUUAAAAAGGACAUUUAUGCUAAUAAGAAUAGCUUAGCUUCUCCCAAGUGCCAUAUAUGUAUGUGCACUAAAAAAGCAAAGCAAAAAGAUGAAUUACUAAAGAUGCUGUGAUCUAUGUACGUCAUACUGAAUCAUCGGGUGCAGUGUUAAAGUAGAGAACCAUCCGCCAAUCACAAUCAUGUUCCAGCUGUGUGAGUGUGUGUGUGAAGGAGUGCGACUGAAGUCCUCAGUGACGUUUGUGUGCGUGUCAUUCCAACAUGUGCUGUAGUAAAUCAUUUCAUUUCGGGUUUAAACCGACACAUCACACUGUGCUCUCGAAUAAAAACAAACAGCUCUGUUUCUAGAAAU
Molecule: messenger RNA, 4814 nt
Organism: Oryzias melastigma (Indian medaka)
Lineage: Eukaryota; Metazoa; Chordata; Actinopteri; Beloniformes; Adrianichthyidae
Gene: rapgef1b
Product: Rap guanine nucleotide exchange factor (GEF) 1b
Exons: 27
Coding region: 334-3945 (1203 amino acids)
Biological process (GO): positive regulation of GTPase activity; Ras protein signal transduction
Cellular component (GO): plasma membrane
Molecular function (GO): guanyl-nucleotide exchange factor activity
Source: RefSeq, a predicted model, not a curated record